Molecule: messenger RNA, 2481 nt
Organism: Helianthus annuus (common sunflower)
Lineage: Eukaryota; Viridiplantae; Streptophyta; Magnoliopsida; Asterales; Asteraceae
Exons: 1
Coding region: 1-2481 (826 amino acids)
Molecular function (GO): zinc ion binding; nucleic acid binding
Source: RefSeq, a predicted model, not a curated record
AUGGUGGGAACACGUGAAAAAAAAGAGGGCUCGGGAGAAGCGGGGUCUAAGAUCGUGACAUGGGAAAAGAUGAAAAAGUUACUUCGCGAGAAAUUUUUACCUGCUAACUAUCGCCAAGAAGCCUUCCUGGAAUACCAUAACUUGUCCCAACGGUUGACCACCGUUGAGGAAUUAAUUGUUGAAUUUGACAGGUUGAGAAUGAGGUGUGGUGUCGAGGAGGAAAAAGAGCAGGUUAUUGCACGGUUCUUUGGGGCGUUACGUCCCGAGAUUUCUGAUGUUGUUCAAUUGCAGCCCUAUUGGACCUUCAAUGACGUUUGUCAACUUGCAUUAAAGGUCGAAAAACAACUGAAAGGGAAGGGUAAGGCAGCAGUCACUAAACCAAACCCGAUCAAACCUGAGUUUUCACGCGGUUCGACAGGAACUUCGGCUCACAACCGGUUUACACCAACCAAAACCGAGGCAACAGCCUCCUCCACCAACCCAUCUGUAACACGCCGAGCACCUGGGUGUUUUAAGUGUGGCGGUAUGGGCCACUUCGCUAGGGAAUGCCCAAAUACCCAGUUGGUCACCCUCACGGAAGACACUCUACCUACUUAUGACACGGACGAAGACGAACCAACUGAAGGUCAAACGGAAGUUGUUUAUCCAGACAAGGGGGAGGCCCUUGUUACUCAACGAGUUCUCAAUACCACACAGGCCCGAUCUGUUGAUGACACACUCUGGCUUCGCAACAACAUUUUUCGUACGAAAUGCACCUCAAAAGGGAAAGUCUGUACAAUCAUUAUCGACGGGGGAAGCUGUGAGAACAUGGUAGCUACGACAAUGGUAGAGAAGUUGGGGCUGAAAACCGAACCACAUCCCGAGCCUUAUCAGCUGACCUGGUUAAAAAAAGGUAACAUGGUGAAGGUGAAUCAGCGUUGUUUGGUUCAGUUUAGCAUUGGGAACCGUUAUUCCGAUGAAAUCUGGUGUGAGGUAAUUCCAAUGGAUGUUUGUCAUAUUCUUCUAGGCCGACCUUGGCAAUACGACAGACGGGCCCGUCAUGACGGGUUCAAUAACACUUAUUCGUUCAAAAAGGAUGGCGUGAACGUCACACUAGCUCCCCUCGAGACACGAAAGACGGAGACGGAGGCACUUAUACUUAACAUGUCAACUUUUCUCGAUUUUACUCGGGCCACAAAACCUACGUUUAUGUUUGCUAUGGUGGUCGCUGAGGCGAACACAAACUCAGUUGCUAUCCCAAAGGAGGUACAACCUUUACUUACUGAAUUUCAAGAUGUUUUCCCAGCUGACAUACCUGCAGGUUUACCACUUAUGCGCGAUAUUCAACACUGUAUUGAUUUCAUUCCGGGUUCCGUUAUUCCAAAUAAACCUGCAUACCGAAUGAACCCUAACGAAUAUGAAGAGUUGCAUAGACAGGUGACAAAGCUUCUUGACAAAGUGUUAAUUCGGGAGAGUAUGAGCCCGUGCGCCGUCCCCGCGUUGUUAGUUCGAAAAUCAAACGGGGCGUAUCACAUGUGUAUUGACAGUAGAGCGGUUAAUAAAAUUACAAUCAAAUACAGGUUCCCUAUCCCGCGUUUUGAAGACUUAUUAGAUCAAUUGCAUGGUGCCAAGAUUUUUUCUAAAAUUGAUCUCAGAAGCGGGUACCACCAGAUUCGUAUGCGUCCGGGGGACGAGUGGAAAACCGCGUUUAAGACUAGGGAUGGGUUAUACGAAUGGAUGGUCAUGCCCUUCGGCCUUUCCAACGCCCCUAGUACCUUUAUGCGCUUAAUGAACCACAUCUUUAAACCGCUAAUCGGAAAGUGUGUCGUCAUUUACUUUGACGAUAUCCUCAUCUUUAGUCUUGAUCUUCAACAACACCUCCGUCAUCUCAGGCAGGUAUUUUUAGUUAUGCGGGAACAAAAAUUGUAUGCCAACAGCAGUAAGUGCCACUUUUUAUCACAUGAGGUUUUAUUUUUGGGAUACUUGAUUUCGGAAACUGGAAUACGGAUGGAUAAAACUAAAAUCGAAGCCAUUACUACAUGGCCCAUUCCGACAACAAUUCACGAAGCUCGUAGUUUUCAUGGGUUAUCAUCUUUUUACCGCCAGUUCAUUCGUAACUUCAGCACUAUUAUGGCUCCCAUAACCUAUUGUUUGAAAGGCCAAACCUUCCAGUGGACACCGGCUGCAACAAAGGCCUUCGCGGAACUCAAACAGUGUGUCACCCACGCACCUGUCCUUGCACUUCCUAAUUUCCAAAAGACCUUCCAAGUCGAGUGUGAUGCCUCGGGAUUUAGAAUUGGAGGCGUUCUGAGCCAAGAGGGUCGCCCAAUUGCAUAUUUUAAUGAGAAACUCAGUGAAGCUAGGCGAAAAGCACUUAUGACAAAGAAUUCUAUGCGAUCAUCCGAAGUUUGGAAUAUUGGCGACACUACCUGUUACCCCAUGAGUUCAUUCUUUUUUCUGAUCACUAGGCACUCAGAUUUAUACAGGGCCAGCACAAGUUGA